UUGGCAGCAGUUGGAUAAAACAAAGAAGAAAAAACAGAAAGAAAGAGAGAUCAAUGGAUUCAGCCACAACCCAAAGAUUAUUGAUUUCUCUAGCAGCAACCCUCUGCCUAAUCUUGAUCCAUUCACCUCCAGUCACCUCCGCCAAUGAAAACCCUACUGCAUACGAGGUUCUUCAGGACUACAACUUCCCAGUAGGCCUACUUCCAGAAGGGGUCCUAGGUUAUGAACUCAACUCCACCACGGGAAAAUUCGUAGCCUAUCUCAAUGAUACCUGCAGCUUCUCUGAAGGCGCAUACCAAUUGAAAUACCUGUCCACUAUCAAAGGUAACAUAUCAAACGGCAAGCUAGAUAGCUUGGAAGGUGUCAGUGUGAAGUUCUUCCAUGUGUGGAUGAACAUUGUAGAGAUCCUCCGGCGGGGCAACGAUAUCGAUUUCUCUGUGGGGGUUGGCAAAGCCUGGUUCCCUAUUGAGUACUUUGAGGAGUCUCCUCAAUGUGGGUGUGGCAUGAACUGCGGUCGUAGGCAAGCAAGGAAGCUCCUUACAAAUCCUUCUGUUUCUCCUUAAUUAGUAGGGGCCGGGAAUUGAAUUGAGAUGAGUGGUGUCCUUGAAUUUCUUUGAGUUGUUUUCUGGAUUGAUCGAUGUGGGUUGUGGUUAUUUUGAUGAUUAUUAUUUAUAAUUUACGUUGGUGAUGAAAAAGGAAAGCCAAAGUUAUACAUUACCUUAUUCCUCAUAUAUGCACCUUCAAGAAUAAGGGUGCAGAAUGUAACAGUGUAUAUAUCACAUAUUUUUCAUCAAUUCAUUAUCAUUGUCAUUUAUGAUAAUGUGGGAUUUCCAGCAAUUAA
Messenger RNA from Vitis riparia (riverbank grape), 841 nucleotides. RefSeq lists its product as uncharacterized. The transcript has a single exon. Lineage: Eukaryota; Viridiplantae; Streptophyta; Magnoliopsida; Vitales; Vitaceae. Bases 54 to 563 code for a protein of 169 amino acids. The record is from RefSeq and is a predicted model, not a curated record.